CCUCACCUUUUUAUCAACCGUUUCUCUCUCUCACAUCUUCUCUCUCUAGGGUCCUCGACUCUCUCUCUCUCUCUCUCUCUCUCUCUCUCUCUCUCUCUCUCUCUCUCCUUGGGGUCCUGAAAAAGCCCAGUCGAGGACACGGUCAUGGAAUCCUUCCAAGUUGCACAAUUUCCAGCCUCUCCUAUUGAAUUGGGGAUUUGUUGGUAAUGUGGCCGGCAGAUUGCAGCCUGGUCUUUUCAUUCAGCAGUAGGCUAUGGAUUCUUCGUCCUUUGAGGGAGUAGUGCUUGAUCCAUCAAAAUGCAGUGCGUUGAGUAUGGAGGAAAAGAGAGAACUUGUUUAUCAAGUAUCAAAGUGGCCUCAUGCCCCUGAAAUGUUACAAUCAUGGAGCCGACAGGAGAUUUUGCAGAUACUAUGUGUGGAGAUGGGAAAAGAAAGGAAAUAUACUGGCUUGACGAAGUUAAAAAUCAUAGAAAACCUUUUGAAAAUUGUAUCUGAAAAGAAUUCAGAGGGGAGUGAGGCUGCAGCAAACCUUGAACUGCAGUCUUCACCUACAGUUGAGCAAAGAUCUUCCAAAAGGCAGAGAAAAGCUGAUCACCCUAAUCGGGUUCCUGUUGAAGUGAAAAAUGGUUUAAUCAACAAUGUUGAAAAUGAUAUGGCUAAUAUUAUAUACUGCAAAAACUCAGCUUGCAGGGCUAAAUUAAGUCGAGAACAUAAAUUUUGCAAGAGGUGUUCAUGUUGCAUCUGUUAUCAGUAUGAUGACAACAAGGACCCUAGCUUGUGGUUAAAUUGCAGCUCUGAGCCUCCCUUUCUUGGCGAUUCAUGUGGCAUGUCAUGCCAUUUGGAAUGUGCUUUAAGGCAUGGAAAAUGUGGGAUUGCUAAAAAGGGGAUGGAUGGGAGUUUCUUCUGUGUGUCGUGCGGGAAAGUGAAUGAUUUGCUCGGAUGCUGGAGAAAACAGCUGAUGACAGCGAAGGAUACCCGACGAGUAGAUAUAUUGUGCUAUCGUGUCUCUUUGAGCCAAAAGCUUCUUGCUGGUACCAAAUGUUACCAAAAGCUUCAAGACAUAGUGAAUGAAGCAGCAAUGAAGCUUGAAGCGGAUGUGGGUCCUUUAACUGGUUUACCCGUGAAGCAGGCAAGGGGUAUUGUUAACAGGCUUUCUUCAGGUCCAGAAGUUCAAAGACUCUGUGCUUUUGCAGUGGAGUCCCUGGAUUUGGUGCUUUCUGGAACUUUCCACCGUGUUUCAUCCAACCAUGUCAUUCAAGAAUCCAGUUUGACUGCUUCCAAAAUAAUCCGGUUUGAAGACGUCUGCACUUCAUCUCUUACUGUUGUAUUGGGGUCUGAAGAUCCCCCACUGGAAAAUAUUUCUGGUUAUAGAUUGUGGCAUCGUAAAGCUGACGAUGUGGACUAUCCAGCAGAACCCACGUGCACAUUAUUUACGCCAAAUACAAGGUUUUCUCUGUCCAGACUAAACCCAGCUACAGAGUAUGUUUUCAAGGUUGUUUGCUUUGAUAAAGCUAGAGAGUUGGGGACGUGUGAACUGAAGUUCCGAAUGGGAAUUGUUAGGAACGAUGUUAGCAAUUCAAAGAACUUGGUCAUUGGAAGAAGUGGAAGUCCAGUGACUAACUCUAGCAGUUUAUCUAAUCCUUCUUCUGUGGAGGAUGAAACUAACAACAUUGUUCCAUUCAUAAAUGGGAAUAAGAAUACGGAGGACCAUAGUCUUACCUAUACCAGAAACCCUGAUGGACGUAUUUCGUGUCAAGUAGGAUCUUCUGGAGAGUUGGCAUCUUUGUUGGAUGAGGAAGGGCAAAUGAGGAAAAUGAGCUCCCUCCCAAAUGGUGAAGCUCUAGAUUUUGUGAACAAGGACUCAGCAGAAGGUCAAACAAUUGAAGAGACGAGCACUGAUAAUGGGUCAAAUACCCAUUUUCACACGGUUUCAGAACGUGUACCACUUGUUGGUAACACGGAAGCUGUAUUACCCAUUACCCCUUGCAAAUUGGAAAAUAUUGCCAUGGGGCUGGGAAGAAGUGGGAGAUUCAAAGUUAGAGAAAAAGAUCUUUCUAGCGGACAUGGGACGGAAGAAGAGCCCCAAGGUGGCAGCUCAUCGAAGAAGAGAGGUGCCUGUGGGGAAAGGCGGGAUUUGGAGGAUUCUGAAAAUGGCAACAGGGAUUUUGAGCAUUACGUGAAAGUGAUCAGAUGGUUGGAAUGUGAGGGACAUAUUGAGACAAGCUUUAGGCAGAAAUUUCUGACCUGGUACAGCUUGAGAGCAACUCCACAGGAAGUUAGGGUUGUGAAGGUGUUCGUUGAUACUCUUAUUGAUGAUCCCGCAUCGCUAGCCGAGCAACUUGUGGACGCUUUCUCGGAUGCUGUUUCGAGCAAGAGAUCCUCUGUCAUGCCAUCUGGGUUUUGCCUUAAGCUUUGGCACUGACAGUUUCUUGAACGGUCCUUGUUAUUUCAAAUGAUUUGUCAAACCCUAUUCAGGUUUGGACGUAGGUUUUUGUGGACCCCCAAAAGAAUUCUUAGCAUUCUUCCUUUAGAUUUUCCCCAAUGUAUUUGAUCAUUAGUAUUUGACAUUUUCAUUAGCUAAGACAUCAAUUCAUUGCUCAUUUUCUUCUGUAGAACAGUUAUCAUUCAUGGAUAUGCUUUAUCGCAGCAGAUGAUGAAUCAAAUACGUUUGAUUUCAUGUUCUUUA
Molecule: messenger RNA, 2686 nt
Organism: Rhododendron vialii
Lineage: Eukaryota; Viridiplantae; Streptophyta; Magnoliopsida; Ericales; Ericaceae
Product: VIN3-like protein 2
Exons: 5
Coding region: 254-2422 (722 amino acids)
Biological process (GO): epigenetic regulation of gene expression; vernalization response
Molecular function (GO): protein binding
Source: RefSeq, a predicted model, not a curated record